AUGAGUUAUCCAUGUUUAAUGCCUGAAGAUGGCUAACCACUUUAAAUUCAAUCUAAAGUAUUUGUUGUAGGUAGAUUAGAUAAAUGUCAUCUUAAAAUAGAUGUAAUUAUUUCUUAUUAAUAAUAGCAUCCAUCUAUUUCUAAACAACAUUGUGAAAUUUUAAUUUAAGAUAAAGUUCUAAUAGUUGAUAAGUAAUCACUUAAUGGAACAUUUGUAAAUGGAGUUAAUGUAGGAAAAGGACAAUAAUUUGAAAUAUUUAGUGGAGACAUAAUCUAAUUUGGAAAAUACCCAAUUCUUUAUACAUUUUAUAGUGAUACAAAGAUGGCAUAUAAAUAAAAGAAACCUAAUUAACCAGUUAAAGAUAUGAAGAUAUCAGUUGUUGAUUUUGUAAAAUAGAAAAAUUUAGAAUUCUAAAAUUAACAAACACCAACUAUUUAAUAAUAAUCUUCUUAAUAAAUUCCAUUUCAAUAAAAACAUUUCAGUCCUGAUUCUAUACUUAUGGCAGAGAAAUAAAGAAUAGAUGAUACAACUUAGGAUUUGAUUAAAAAUAAAAAUAUUGAAACAGCAUAAUAAAUAAUAUCCUAAUUAGAAAGAGAAAACAAUGAUCUAAGAACAUAGGUAUUAUAAUAAUAGGCUGAUUAUGAUAAAAAGUCAUAAGCAUUUCUUGAUUUAUAAUUUAGAUAUGAAAAAUUAUCAAGCGAAUUUAAUAAUAUAUAAGUAUAUUAAAUAGUUAUAAACUAUUAUUAUAGACAAAGUAUCAAUCAGUAGAACCAUUUACAAAGGAUUUAUAAACUAAAUUAGAAUUAUGUAGAAAAGAGAAUGAACUUAGAUAAGCAGAAAUAGAAGAAUAUAAGAUAACAGAUAUUGGAAAGAAAAUAGCAAUAUAAAAUGUAUAUAUAUAUUAUUAAUAAUUAUUAAGUCUGAAAUCUAAUAAUUAAGAAAAAUAUUAUAAUUAAAAGAUGAAGAAAUUUAAGGAUAAAAAAAGUAAAUUACUUAAUUACUCUCUAAUGUUUCAGGAAAGUAAUAUUGUUGUAUAAAUAUAUAGUCCUUAACAUCAUAUAUAAAUGCUUGAAUAAAAUUCUAGAGAACUUACAUAAUUAAAAAAACAAUUAAUUGAGUGGGAAAGUAGAGAUAAUGAAUGCAGUAGAAAAUGGACAUAAUUACUUUAGGAUAAUGCAAGAAAGGAAGAAUAAAUUAGAGCUUUAAAAUAUUAAAUUGAUAGAUUAACACAAAAUAUUUAAUCUAUUCAUUAAGAAUUUGAUAUGAAGAAUCAUGAAUUAAAUAAAAGAAUACUAUAAAUUAUUGAUGCUCAAGGUGAUUAAUAAUAAAAAGAGGCUGCUACAUUUUUAGUCUAAUAAAUUUCUAUAAUUUCUGAAGAAAGAAGAGUUUAUUUAGUUGAAGUAGAAGAAUUAAUAAGGUCAAGAUAAGAAAUUAUUACUGAAUUAGAACUUUUGAAAAAAGAAGAGUAUGUAAUUCCUGAUGGAACUAAUGUGACAUCUUUGAUUAAGGCUUUAAGAUAGAGAGUAGAAGAAUUAAAUGAUAUUUUAAAUGAAUAUAAAUAAAGAGGUAAUAAUAAUAUAUAUAUAUAAAUUUAUAGAUAGUUUUGAUUAAUUGGUAAUUUAAAAGUAAUUGAUUGAAGAAUUAGAAUAGAAAUUAAAUUUGGCAGAUAAAAAAAAUAAAUAAUUAGAAUUAUAAUUGUUUUAAUUAAAAAAUACAUCACCUCAAUAUUAGGCUGAAACUUAAUUUGAAUUCUUUACUAAAAGAAUUAAUGAGUUGACUGCUUAGAUUAAAGAUCAAUAAAAGAAAAUUAAUUAAUUAGAGGGUGUUGAUUAAUAGAAAGAGUUUUAGAUUUAGAAUAUGAAGUAUCAACUUAAUACAAUCAAAUUAAAUGAUUAGUAGAUUAUUAAUCCUAUUUUAUAAAAUGAAUUCAAGAAUGAAAAAUUAGGUAAUGAAUUUGAUACUUGA
Messenger RNA from Paramecium pentaurelia, 1965 nucleotides. The record is from the annotation of a GenBank genome assembly. NCBI's taxonomy places the organism in Eukaryota, Ciliophora, Oligohymenophorea, Peniculida, Parameciidae.